AUUGUCUAGAGCAUUGAUCACUCUUUCGUGUUCUUUUCUUUUAUCGCGUGUUACAAGUCCGAAAUGGCUGACCCAGCGCCAAAAUCAAAAACGAAAGCGAUCAAGCCUAAGCCCACGGAACCAGUUCCGUUGAAAAAGAGGCCCUUCAAAAGACACGGACGUCUUUAUGCCAAGGCGAUUUUCACCGGUUACAAGCGUGGACUUCGUAACCAACAUGAGCACACUGCCCUUCUAAAAGUCGAGGGCGCCAGGUCAAUCAAAGACUCCGACUUUUAUGUAGGAAAGAGAUGCGUUUACGUCUACAAGGCAAAGAAUAAGACCCCAGUUCCCGGCAACAAGACGAAAAAGACCAAGGUCCGAGCCGUUUGGGGAAAAGUAACACGUCCCCAUGGUAACAGUGGAUCCGUAAGAGCCAAAUUCAAGCGAAAUCUCCCAGCCAAAGCCAUGGGACAUCGAAUUAGAAUUAUGCUGUUCCCCAGCAAAAUUUAAGUUUUCUUGUACUAUAUAAAUAAAAAUAAA
This is a messenger RNA of Belonocnema kinseyi, 519 nucleotides long. RefSeq names its product 60S ribosomal protein L35a (gene RpL35A). NCBI's taxonomy places the organism in Eukaryota, Metazoa, Arthropoda, Insecta, Hymenoptera, Cynipidae. The transcript is spliced from 4 exons. Gene Ontology annotation, cellular component: ribosome; cytosolic large ribosomal subunit. The record is from RefSeq and is a predicted model, not a curated record. Gene Ontology annotation, biological process: ribosomal large subunit biogenesis; cytoplasmic translation. Gene Ontology annotation, molecular function: structural constituent of ribosome. The coding region runs from base 64 to 489 and encodes 141 amino acids.